AUGCCUAAGGUGGAAUAUCUCGGCCAUAAAGUCUCCCACAAUGGACUGGAGGUGAAUCCGAAGGAUCUGUCGGCAUUGACUGAUCUAGCAUUUCCAGGAUCACUUAGAGCCAUGCACUGCUUUAUCGAAGACUACGCGAUCUGUGCGUCAGUUUUGUAUGAGUUGCGAGAAAUCGAUUUCGCCGCGAUGAUGAAGGACACCAGCCAAGUACGGAUCCGACAAGUGCUAGAGGCGGAGAUUGUAGAUCCAGGAUCACAGGGAGAUCAAGCGAUCGACCCCCAAAAGACUCUAGAUCUGGAGGCGCAAGAUCUCACUGAAGUGGAUCCACGUUGGAUCCAUCCCUAUCGAUCUUUCAAUGUGCUCAAAUCUAAGAUCGCCACCACUCCGAUCCUGCUGCACUUUGAUCCAGAUCGAAGAGCCACGGUUGUGGUGUAUGCUAGUGACUGGGCCAUCUCAGGAUCGUUGAUGCAGGAGUAUGGCAAGACCUACUACCCCGUGAUAUUUGCGAGCCGUACUUUGAAGUCAAAUGAGUUGAAUUAUGGCAUCGCAGAGAAGGGGGUGCUGGCCUUGCUGACGACCCUGGAUCUUAACUACAAGGCCUUGAUUCGGCGCCCAAUCCAUCCGUGCAAGGACGUCUGGGACAGUGGACCGCUCUGUUGCAGUAUUACCCCUAGAUCUUUAGUGGAUAAGGCAUUGAUCUCGAUUGCCCCUAAAAAGGAGCCAACACGCAAGAUCCAAGCUCCGAUCCCUACUAUUAGACGCGAUGAGGAUCUAUACGUCGUUAGUUUCGAUGGAUCUGCCUGUGUCAAGAGAGGUGGAGGCGCCUACAGCGCGCUCUUGUGGAAGCUGCCCGAAUGGAGGGUGCUGAAGGCUAGAUCUGGGUAUGCUGAAGGUUUGACGGUGAACGAGGUAGAAUACCAUGGGCUGUUGCUAUGUUUGGAUCUGUUGGAAGAUCUGGAUCCGCGACGUCUGGUGAUCUGCGGAGACUCGAACCUGGUGAUCCGGCAAGUACCAGGUGAGAUCGAUUGUAAGGCACCGGGUCUGACACUGUUACGCCAGCGGGCUUUGGAUCGACUACGUACUUGGCCAGAUCAUGAGCUGUUGCAUGUCAAACGAGACUGGAACGGGAGUGCUGCCAGCUUAGUAAGCGCCGCUCAGCAUCGACAAUGUGGGAUCGAGGUAGAGUCCGACAAGGAGUUUCAGGAUCUAAUAACUUUGAAUCGGUUGGAUGAGAUCCUGAUA
Messenger RNA from Phytophthora megakarya, 1242 nucleotides. The record is from the annotation of a GenBank genome assembly. Lineage: Eukaryota; Oomycota; Peronosporomycetes; Peronosporales; Peronosporaceae.